This is a messenger RNA of Dendrobium catenatum, 735 nucleotides long. RefSeq lists its product as uncharacterized. The transcript is spliced from 2 exons. The coding region runs from base 1 to 735 and encodes 244 amino acids. Lineage: Eukaryota; Viridiplantae; Streptophyta; Magnoliopsida; Asparagales; Orchidaceae. The record is from RefSeq and is a predicted model, not a curated record.
AUGCUGAGCAAUAGAAGAACCAUGAACAGGGGGAUGGAACAGCAUAAACUAUUGCUGCAACACCCGUCGCCGCCGCAUUCCUCCUCUGAAAGUGAAACAGAGGAUGAGAAAGUCAUGACGAACCUCCCUACGCCUUCAACGUUGGCCAGAAGAGUGGAAAAGAAGGUUCUGUCAAAGCAGCUUUCGAUGAGAGAUAUGAUGAGGGAGGAGAAAUGGGAGAGGAAAAAGAGGCUGAUGUAUUUGCGGAGUCUCAGCGAUGAAUUGGUGGAGGAGAGUGAGAGAGACGAGGAUGGGAAGGAGGUGACAGUGAAGGAGAGGAGGGAGAGGGUCAGGAGCUUGACGGAUGAGGACUUGGAUGAGUUGAAGGGCUCCUUAGAUCUCGGCUUUGGCUUCAGUGAGGAGAACGGAGGGAAGGAAUUGUGCAAGACGCUGCCGGCGCUGAAACUGUACUUUGCUAUUAAUAGGCAGCUGUCUGACCCGAAGCUGAGCCAGACACCGAGUCCCGCAUCGACGCCGACGACAACCACGGCGACUUCAUCGUCGGCAACGCUUAACGGGACACCCAGCCCGAGAACUCCGCAUGCGCAGCCGCAACUGGAUCAGCAGGGACGCCCUAUAAGUUCUGAUGAUGAUACUUGGAGGGUCAUGAAACCGGGGGACAGCCCGGAACGCGUGAAGGCAAGGAUCAGGCAAUGGGCACAAAUCGUGGCUUGCUCUGUGAAGCACAUGCGCUAG